Molecule: messenger RNA, 3378 nt
Organism: Dermochelys coriacea (leatherback sea turtle)
Lineage: Eukaryota; Metazoa; Chordata; Testudines; Dermochelyidae
Gene: CHMP7
Product: charged multivesicular body protein 7
Exons: 11
Coding region: 488-1579 (363 amino acids)
Biological process (GO): vesicle budding from membrane; late endosome to vacuole transport via multivesicular body sorting pathway
Cellular component (GO): multivesicular body; ESCRT III complex; cytoplasmic side of plasma membrane
Source: RefSeq, a predicted model, not a curated record
UCAAUCUUCCCUCAUAGGUCAUGUUUUCUAGACCUUUAAUAAUUUUUGUUGCUCUUCUCUGCUUUUCUCCAUGAUUUGAGGUGAUGUGAAACUUCAACCAAAGCUUAUGAUAUGAUGUGAUGACGUUUGAAUACAUCAUAUUCUGAUACUGUGUGAUUGAUGCCAGUUUGGACCUAGCUACAUGACAUUGGGAUAUGUUAUUUCACGCUGUGAAGGCAUUUUGACCCAAAGUGGUAAUGAUGAUGCGUGAUCCUGGUGUGCCAUGGUGUGGCGCUGGUUGGAUGGAGUGAGCUGACAUUUUAAGACGUCAGUAUGCUGUGACCUUUCAGCACGCCUCAGACUGAUGGGACGUGCUGUUUUGCCGGGCCGCGCUGAGGUGCAUUAUGCGGCACCCCCACCCCGCGUUCUGAGGUGAAAGGGUGUCGUUUGGGGACGUCUUGAAGUCACAGUGACUUGACGAGACCCGACACGCCGUGACGCCAUUUCCAUGCCCUGCCCUGCGACACGUGUGAAGACCCCCCCGCCCCGCCCGAGACGUGGCAAACUGCAGAGGGAGUCAGACUUCAUAGCCAGUGUAGACAGCAGCUGGAUCUCGUGGGGUGUGGGGAUCUUCAUUCUGAAGCCCCUGAAAUGGACCCUGUCGAGUGUGCUGGGUGACAGUAAAGUGCCUGAGGAGGAGGAAGUGCUGAUAUUUGUGGAGCUACUUCAGGAAAAGGCAGAGGAAGUGUAUCGCCUCUAUCAGAAUUCUGCACUCUCUUCCCACCCUGUUGUUGUCCUCUCAGAAUUGCGUUCACUCUGUGCCAGCAUAUGUCCGGAUGAGAGGACAUUCUAUCUACUGCUGCUCCAGCUGCAGAAGGAAAAGAGGGUCACGGUCAUGGAGCAGAAUAGAGAGAAGAUAGUUAAGUUUGCCCGAGGUCUGCAUGCCAAAGUAUCCCCAGUGAAUGAUGUGGACAUUGGGGUCUAUCAGCUAAUGCAGAGUGAGCAGCUGCUAUCACAGAAGGUGGAGUCCCUUUCCCAGGAAGCAGAGAGGUGUAAAGAAGAUGCCCGGAGCGCUUGUAGAGCUGGCAAAAAGCAGUUGGCACUGAGAUGUUUGAAGUCCAAGCGAAGGACAGAGCGGCGGAUUGAAGAGCUCCUUUCCAAGCUGGAUGCAGUUCAGGGCAUCUUGGAUCGAAUAUAUGCUUCUCAGACAGAUCAGAUGGUGUUCAAUGCCUACCAGGCUGGAGUAGGAGCUCUGAAACUGUCCAUGAAAGAUGUCACUGUGGAGAAGGCAGAGAACCUGGUGGAUCAGAUUCAAGAGCUUUGUGACACCCAGGAUGAAGUUGUUCAGGCUCUGGCAGGAAUGUCAAUCAAUGGCUUGGCAGAGGUUGACAGUGAGGAACUUGAGAAGGAACUGGAUAGUCUCCUCCAGGACUCCACUAAAGAGCCUUUGGACCUGCCUCCUGUUCCCCAGAAGCCUCUGCUUCCCAGCGUCUCUGACACUGAGCUCGAAGCAGAGCUGGAGAAGGAGGAUGGAGGUUUGGCACAAAAGACUGCUUCUACCUACUCUGAACCCAAAAGAGCUCUGGGACUGGGUCUCUAACAGCGUCCUGCUGCUGUAAUUUGAGAAGUUGUCUUAAGCUUGCUUAACUAGUGACCAUAACUUUAAAAAGUAACUUUUGGAGUGUGGGCUAAUGCCCCCCUCUUUACUGGAUAUCACUUUGCUAAACGACAGGAUCUACUGCCAUGACAAUCCACCCUUUCUGGAACUGAUCCUAGCUGGUGUUGCUGUCGUCUCUUUAGUGUCAGUAUCUACAUUGGUCCCAGUUUGAUUUGUUAUCCCAAGUUGCCUACGAUGUUCACUCUUGCCAAUGAGCUCUGUCUUCCCUUCAGGAUUACGGUUCCUGAGCUCUCCUACUUCAUAACAGUCUCAGUUUUGCUAUGGCCAGCAUUGAGGAGAACCUGAAACGCAGUAGGAUCACAGCUGCUUGACCUCUGGCUGUUUGUGUGGUUGUGAAAAACGUUUGGCACGUAACAUAGUUACUGUUCUUGACAGUCAUCUAUCUGCAGCAAGCUUACACACAUGUUGAUAGUACUAUCUAUCUUUCCUUGUUUGUAUUUGCACGAUUGUGGUUGACGAGACCAAUAACUGUUUUAGUGUAUGAGACGUGUUGCCACUUGGGGGCAGCAAUUGCCAGCACAAGAUGAAAGUUGCUCCUCUCUUUGUAAUACACCAAGGCCUUGAAAGGAGACCUGCAAAGGAUUUUUACAAUGAAGGUGUUGCUUUUUAGACUGCGUGAUGAUAAAUGCCAGCAAUGUUUAAGUUUCUGCUUGUUUUUUACUUGUAGAAAUAACAGAUAGUUCAAGCUUAGUCUUCCCUGCCUUUGCCGGAGAGCUUCUUGGGAGUCACAGGGAUGGCUAGUGUGAGCUUUUUACACCAUCACUGAAUGGAUGGGGAUUUUGUAUCCUUUUCCAAAGUGUUCCUUAGACAGUGGUAUUAACAGUAAAACAGCUCAUUAAACCGUCUGACAAUCCCCUCUGUUAGUUUGCAGUCUUGAGAUGUCAUAAUUUUGGUAGGACACCGGUUGUCCUAGAGAAGAACUGAAUUUCUAAUGUAAAAAGACAAGCAGAAGGAAAUAAACUUUAGGAGUGGCCUUUUUUCAUUAGGAAGAAGUGCAAUUCCUCUUUGCAGGUCACUUUUACGAUGCUUAUCAUGUACAUGGAAGAGGGUAAGUCUGAUCUGUCUUGCUUCCAGUUGCAUCUAGCAUGGCUGGAUUAGCCGCUUUAGGCGAGGCAGGUGCUUCCAACUGUGCUCUUGUGUAUCCUGGCUUCUGAUGGGAGCACUAUGCCCUAGACAAGGAGUGGUGAAUAACAAGUGUGGUCUGACCCCAGGAAAGAAGGCUAUAGGGUGGACUAGGUGUGUGUACCUUUGUAACUGGUCUCCUACUUCUGUCCCCAUGUUUGAGUCAAUGUCUGCUUAUUGGGUAUUAUCCCUAUCCUGCCUCCUGUACCAGUGGCUCUCCAUUGCUCAAGCCAGGUGGAGGGCAGUUUGUAUGAAUAGUAAUAAUGGGUCAUGGAGUAAUGAACGGGGAAGGGGUACUGGUCCUCACCCGACUCCAGGAGAGCCGGGAAAGAACUACCAGCAAAGUGUCUACAGUCUGCUGCAUCUGAACACACCCAGCUUCUCUUCUACUCCCCUGCAGAAAUACCAUUACUGUUCCUGAGUGGAGACCCUCCCCCUGUGGAGGGUAUGGUACAAGGGGUUAGCAAGUCACAUGGGCCACAAACACAAUCAUACUAAAUCAUUUUAAUCUCCGUGUUCCUUUCCUAUGUAAAGAGAAGGGGGAAACAGUUGCUGUUUUUUCUACCUGCUGUGUAAUAAAGAGGGAAAAAAACCAAAAA